This is a messenger RNA of Suillus fuscotomentosus, 2253 nucleotides long. RefSeq lists its product as uncharacterized. The transcript has 6 exons. Gene Ontology annotation, molecular function: protein binding. The coding region runs from base 283 to 1920 and encodes 545 amino acids. Lineage: Eukaryota; Fungi; Basidiomycota; Agaricomycetes; Boletales; Suillaceae. The record is from RefSeq and is a predicted model, not a curated record.
GGUUGAUGAUAGUGAACAAGUAUUCUGGCCAGCUCCUUUAUCCUUUUGACUAUCUCGCCUUUGAUAGGCCCUAGGUAUAAAUAAGUACUGCUCUGACGAGUGUUUUAUAUUCCAACUAUCCUCCAUCGAACUUGCAUUUCACUCGACGGCACCGCGUCGUCUUUAUCGAUAUCUCCGAGUCAGCGUCGACAGCAUCACGUGAUACGAAGUAACCUUGAUCUUGCAUGAAGAUUUUGUCCAUCAAUAUCUACAGCUGCGUUUUCGUCGACAGUCAUCCAUUCAAUGUCGCUUCCAAAUGAACUCUGGCUUUCAAUUUUCGAAUAUCUACCUUCACAGUCGCUUCGUAAUGUUGUCUUAACCUCGAAGAGGUUUCAUGCAAUCGCCAUUCGUUUUCUCUACAAGCAUCUGAUUCUGACGUCUCCGACAUCGUUUGUAACGGCGUACUCAGCAUUGUCUUCUAUCCAGCCUUUACCGCACGCUCUUCUUCUUGGUAUAUCCCCCAUCGUGGAACGCCCUGUGGAGCAGCUAAAAGAAGCUGUUGCCGUUGUUUCCUUGGCGGAAGGUGACGACUGGACACCUAUUCCCCUUAACCGGCAAACAAAUAGGUAUCGCUUCUUCCAAAUCAAGGAUGCCUACCAACCACGCUUCCUUGCCGACGCUACCGUCUACGAAAAUCUCCUCACCCAAGUCACGUCUUUUGCCUCGCUCAGACAGCUCGUCUUCCGUGGUAUGCUUCUCCCGCGAGAUUUACACUCUAUUCUGCGCGACCUUCCAAACUUGCGUGAUUUAGCAGUCGUGCACUGCACCGUUCACUUCACUGGUGUCUAUAUAGAUGUUGACCACACUUCUCUGAAACUUCAAUCUCUCACCCUCCUCGAUAUCCGCGCUGUAUUCCCAUCUAAUGAUGAUGACACUAAUCCUCGCAAUCCCCGUACCCGUCUACGAAUGCUUGCACAAGUCCCCACUAUCCGCACCCUCGCAUAUGACCACACUGUCUGGUUACAUCGCGUUUUCACACCUUCCUCCCCGCCUCCCCCACUCACUGCUCUCGACAUAAAGUUCCCCAUCCAUAAAGACCGUUCCAGGGUUCCGCCAGGUUUCAUCUCAUUCCUUGAAACUCUUCCCUCCCUCCGCACUCUCAUCUUGCGAAACCACGUUCCUGCCCUUUUAUUGUCACCAAGGGCUCUUCCAGCCCUCUGUGCUAUUUCUGCACCUUUAUCUAUCAUCUCUUCUAUCUGUUCUGGACGCAGCAUCAUCAAACUUGAUAUCCGCGACGAGGCCGUGCUCACGCCACUCUACCAAGUAUUUGUAGAAGCGCAUUCUCACUUGUCGAGGGUACAAGAGCUCUCCCUAUUUAUAGGGGACUGGGAUGACGAAGUUGUGCUGGCCAUUGUCGCGCGUUUUCCUAAUUUAACUAAGUUACAAAUCAGGUAUGCAAGAGGAGGUCCAAGCGAGGAUACUAUACUCGGUAUGGGUUCGCGUACACUGUAUGCUCUUCCGCACCUCGUAUCCGCACAUAUCUUCCGCAUCCCUCUUCCCCCGCCCCCUCAAAGUGUCCUUGAGGCAAGGAAGCGUGAUGACGACACAAUAUAUGGCGCCCCUGGUAUCGGUGAUACUUACUUCGAGAGCAUGCAUGACAUCGAUACAGUCACGGAUACGCUGAUGGAGGGUGUUCUCAGCCUGCAGCAGCUGCCUUUCUCCCAAGACAUCAGCGUAGACUUUAUGGAUGAGCAAGAACCCCGAACGUCGGAGCCAUUUGACGAGUACACUCGCGAACUUAUCAUCGCAUGGAACCGUACUUGUCCUGGACUUCGCACUGUUCAGCUACACCCGGGGUGGGUGUGGCGGCGCGCGGACCGUAUUGACCACUGGGUAGCGAGGCCGUGUGAAUCGGGCAUUUGGGGCGAUGUAUUUGGGUAGAUCGUCGGUGCAGAGCGUCUGGGGGUUGAACCAAGAUGACAAAGUGAGUACGGAGAUGAAUAAAAGAGGGAAACAGAUUGAAUGUGAUACUACCAAGGAAUCCUCGAACAGAUAUAUCUACACAGAAGGUGGCACUCGGCGAUUUUUUGUAUCAUUUCGGAGGUAGUUUUUUAUAUUCAUAUUUGAGUACCCGAAGGAAAAUUUUGUAGGUUGUAUUUGUAGGUUUUUUGUCGUCUGCGAGGGGAGUCUAUUUGCACAUUUCCUUCUGUAUUAGAGGUAUUAUGUGAAGCUUGUUAUUGUACUGUAUUUUUUAUGCAGUGUUCUUCCUGACUA